Molecule: messenger RNA, 2834 nt
Organism: Pangasianodon hypophthalmus (striped catfish)
Lineage: Eukaryota; Metazoa; Chordata; Actinopteri; Siluriformes; Pangasiidae
Gene: slc8b1
Product: solute carrier family 8 member B1
Exons: 15
Coding region: 870-2654 (594 amino acids)
Biological process (GO): intracellular calcium ion homeostasis; calcium export from the mitochondrion
Cellular component (GO): membrane
Molecular function (GO): calcium:sodium antiporter activity
Source: RefSeq, a predicted model, not a curated record
ACCGAGGUGGAAAAUGACGUCAACCACUUACAAGACAAGUCGAACACAGCAUAAGUAGUAAAGGGAAUUCCGGCUGUUUUCAUUGAGUCGGUUCAUUUGGCUCAGCUCAUCCAUAAGAAUCGGCUCCCAAAUGGCUCAUUGUCAUUAUUUUCCUAAACCGGACAAGGAUUACAAUAGUUUGACAAACAUUUCCGCUAACGUUACCAACACUGGUCCUGGUGUACCCCCUGUUCUGCACAGUUUAGUGUUUUCCCUGCUUACCCGAUUAAAGUAAUUAGCUGAGCUGUUAAGCCCUUCCUGAUUUGAAAGUAGGUGUAUUAGAGCAGGGAAAUAAAAUGUGCAGGACACGGGGUCCUCCAUGAGAAGAGUUAAGAACCUGUGCCCUUACGCUUGGCCACACACAGUACAUGUUCAAAAAGCAGGAGGCAGACACUCUCAGUCAUGCUGCCUCCUACACUCAGCUGAUAGUAAAAUACUCACUAAGCAGGCUAAUGAACAGCUCAUGCGCUGAAAAGAUGUUUACUUUUUGUUUCAAAUUACACUGCUGCAAGAGUAUAAAAAAGACUCAUAGCCUAUAUGGGAGUCGGCUCGUUCGCGAACGACACAUCACUCAUUCCCAGGCGAAAAGAAGCAAUUUUUCUAAUCUAUGUCCAAAACUACGUGCUACCCUUAAGUCCAGCUCGUGGUCGACAUAAAGCCCCUCCUACCUUAAUGAAAACUUUCUAAACAGAUUAUUAACAACUAACAUCAGGUUGUAAAACGGAUGUAGGCAGUAGUCUUUGCGAUACAUCCGAGUGCGCCGGUUAAGGAAGUGAAUCCAAAAGUAAUGCUGGCCUAGCAGCAGUGGUACGUUUAGACCGCGUUUAGGAAUGACAACUGUGUGUUUGAUCGCGGCGCUGACAUUUGCUCUGAAAUCAGAAUAUGUUAUCUCUGAGAAAUGGACUACUGUGGCAGUAAACAGCACACAACUGGAAACUGACCAUCUGAACCUAAGUGCGCUUAAAGCUAUUUCUACACUGAAAAGCAAUGAGGACGAGUGUGACAAGGUGAUGACACUGCCUGCUGCCCAGCGCUGCGAGUUUGUUCUGAACACCACAGACUGCCAUGUCGAGGGUGGCUUCAUUAAUUACCCCUGGAUCACUUUUUGCUUGUUUCCUCCUAAACUCUUGCCCCUUGCUAUUUUUUUCUAUGUUCUGUGGCUGUUGAUUUUGUUCCUGAUUCUUGGACUGAUUGCAUCAGAGUUGUUACAACUUGUAAUUCCCCACUUCCCACCAGUAAAAGCCAAAGAAACACCUCCUCAACUUCCAACCAUCAACUUGGGUUUUUGUCCCAACCUCUCUGCUAUCUCCUUCACUUUGAGGCUGACACAUAAUGUGGCUGGAGUGACAUUUUUAGCCCUUGGUAAUGGGGCUCCAGAUGUAUUCAGUGCUAUGGCUGCUUUCUCACGUCCACAGACAGCUGGUCUGGCCAUUGGAGCUUUGUUUGGGGCAGGCAUAUUUGUGACCACAGUGGUUGCUGGGAGUGUUGCCCUGGUGAAGCCUUUCACUGUGGCCUCUCGCCCUUUCCUGCGUGAUGUCAUCUUCUAUAUGGCUGCUGUCUUCUGGACUUUCAACAUUCUCUAUAAGAGAGAGAUUUUACUGGAAGAAGCCCUAGGAUAUCUGGGACUGUAUGUGCUGUAUGUUAUAACUGUGGUGCUGAGUGCAUAUAUUUAUAACCGCCAGUCACGCUCCCUCCAUGAACCGCUACCGAACUCUACAGAGUUCAGCCAAGAGGAGGAGUAUGAGCCUUUGAUCUCCUUCACUGAGUCAACCAGUAGCAUUUUCCUGAGAGCUAUUAACCCCAUAGAUUCAAGGAACUGGAGGAGGAUACACUGGGGCUGGAAAGUCCUCAAGAUCAUUCAGCUGCCAUUUGAGGUGGUGUUGCUGCUGACAGUUCCAAUUGUGGAUACUGAUAAGAAGGAACGUAAUUGGAAACGCCCUCUUAACUGCCUGCAUCUUAUCACUGGGCCACUGGUGUGUGUGCUUACUUUCAACUCAGGGACAUAUGGUCUGUACUUCAUUGAGGGAGAGUUUCCUGUGUGGAUGCUCACAGCCCUUGCUGGAGCCUUCCUCUCAGGCAUAGUCUACUGUUCUACCACUAAUGAGCAUCGUCCUCUUUACCACUUUCUCUUCGCUUUAAUGGGAUUCAUAGUGAGUGCUUUGUGGAUCAAUACAGUGGCUUCAGAAGUUGUGAGUGUGUUGCACCUGCUUGGCAUCGUCCUUCGUUUGAGUAAUACUGUACUGGGACUCACACUUCUUGCAUGGGGAAACAGCAUCGGAGAUUGCUUUGCUGACAUUACUGUAGCACGGCAAGGCUACCCCCGAAUGGCCAUUUCCGCCUGCUUUGGAGGCAUCAUUUUCAAUAUGCUGUUUGGAGUUGGUCUUGGCUGCCUGUUGCAGAUGUUCAAACUUCAUGAUUUCAUUAUGCUGGAGUCUGAGGGUUUGCUGUGUUGGGUGCUGGCAGGAGCGUUGGGUCUCUCUCUGGUCUUCUCAUUUGUGCUCGUUCCUCUGCAAUGCUUUCACCUGAGCCGAGCCUAUGGCAUCUUCCUCCUGCUCUUCUAUGUCGCCUUUCUCAUCAUAGCACUCCUUACAGAGUUUGGAAAGAUCUACAUGUAAACCUAGCACAUAUACUGACCACAUGUAUGCAGGAAGAUCACUAAACUGUGGACUUUUUCAACAGUGUAGAAGCAGUACAAAAUGUCAAAAUCGCAUGUUCUUUUUAAGCAGUGUGACUGUUGAAUCUGGAUGAUUGAGUUUUAUUUUAAUAAACACAUCCCUUGUGGGGGAGAAAGAAUA